Closterium sp. NIES-67 is the source of this 764-nucleotide messenger RNA. The record is from the annotation of a GenBank genome assembly. NCBI's taxonomy places the organism in Eukaryota, Viridiplantae, Streptophyta, Zygnematophyceae, Desmidiales, Closteriaceae.
AUUCUUUGCAACGAUGUUACUACUCGAAGGAUACCACGAUGUCCUAUACGCAGGACACUUCGGUAGCAACAAGACACUCACCGGUAUUGCAAAGCACUACUACUGGCCCCACAUGGCAGCCGACGUCCAACAAUUCGUCACCUCGUGUGCAACAUGUCAGCGGAUGAAGAGCAGCAAGCAGAAAAAAACAGGACUACUACAGCCUCUUCCUGUCCCAGAACAGCCAUGGCAAGUGGUUAGCCUGGAUUUCAUCACCGGGUUACUAGCUACUACUAGCGGACAUGACACAAUCCUCGUGGUCAUCGACAAAUUCUCCAAAAUGGGACACUUUAUCCCGACACACACGACAGCACGCACCGAAGAAACAUCACAACUAUUCGUUCGCUACAUCAUAUCACAACAUGGCAUUCCAACCACACUCAUCUCCGACCGAGACCCCAAGUUCACCAGCAAGUUCUGGAAGGAACUAAUGUCUCUGCUCGGGACCAAACUAGCCAUGUCAUCUGCCUACCAUCCACAGACAGAUGGACAGACCGAGCGACUCAACCAAAUUGUGGAGCAACUCCUCCGCGCAGCAUCCAAAGACGAAAUCUCUAAAUGGGACUUGCAUCUGCCCACCCUGGAGUUUGCCUGCAACAACGCAACUCACGCCGCUACUAGACAGACGCCGUUCUUCCUCUUCUACGGACGGCACCCGCUCAUGCCACAAAAACCGACAGCAUCAGCUACAGUCUUGUAGUUGCACAUAGCUCCACUACCCUUCC